AUGACCAUCGAGGAAUGUGCCCCACUACCCACCUUUGACGUUACACCCACCGCAAUUCUAGACCAUGCCAAUCAUGUUAUCCACAGGGUUCAGCUGGAGGUCGAUCAGCUACUCAACACAGUUGCAAUCGGGGAUGCCACCAUUGAUACCUUAGUGCGUCCACUGGGCGAUAUAGACAAUGAGUUCAAGUAUGAGGUUCAAUACAUUGCCCUAUUCCAAUCAGUCGCGCCGUCGCCCGACCUGCGCAAAGCAUCGUCAGAGGCAGUGAACCUGGUCAAUCAGGCUUACCUGGCUCUGUUCCAAGAUGAGCGCCUCUUUGCUCUGGUCGACGCUGUGCAUGGCAACGUCAAUGAGGAUAUUCAGGAUGGCGAGCUCAUGGGUCUCCUGUCGAGAUUUCAUCGCAUGUUUGUCGAUAAUGGCCUUCGUCUGACUGGGGCAGAUCGCGAUCGGUUUCAGCACAUCACAAAGCGAUUGCUUGAAUUGCGAGUCCAAUUUAUGGACAAUAUUGCCACUGAUCCAGGGAGUCUGUGGAUAAGUACAGAUGAAUUGGAGGGUCUCGACGAUGGCCUGUUGAAGAACCUCGAACGGGGUCCUUCUGGGACCCGCAUCCGCCUGGAUCGGCCAACAGUCAGCACUAUUCUAGGCAAGUGCAGCGUGGCUCAAACCCGGCGUGAUGUCUUUCUGAGUAGUCAGACAAUUUACCCUCAAAAUGUCAAAGUCUUCCAGGAGACUAUCAGGCUGCGACACGAAGCCGCUCGACUACUGGGAUUCCCGUCUUUCGCAGCACAACAACUACGGCACCAGCUGGUUAAGUCCCCUGGCGCUGUCACAGACCUCCUGGAGGACCUUGGGCAUAAACUGCAGCCACUUGCGAUUAGUGAGUUGCAAGCCUUACAGGCGUUCGCAGGAAUAGGAUCUUCACUUCAUCACUGGGAUUUCGACUACUAUCACCGCCGCAUGCUGCAAGAACAGUAUUCCGUCAGCCACGAUCUGAUCUCCGAGUAUUUCCCCGCUGAACAUACUAUUCAGCGGAUGCUGGGCACAUUCGAAAGGCUGUUCGGGUUAUCCAUUACGGAAGUUACAGAGAAGACUGAUCGACAUGUGUGGCACCCUGAUGUCAGGGUAUUCGCAGUACGUGACAAGCAGGAGUCUUCAAGCUCCUUUCUAGGCUAUCUCUAUACGGAUAUCUACCCUCGCCAAGGAAAAUACAACCAUGCGGCCAACUUCAACAUUCACCCCGGGUUUCAGAAGAAAGAUGGGACUCAAUCCCCUGUAGCCACGGCUCUUGUGUGCAAUGUCUCGCCAGCUACAGCCGACCGACCCGCGCUUUUGCAGCACAGGGAGGUCAUUAGCCUGUUCCAUGAGCUAGGACACGGAAUGCAUGAUCUCCUGGGGAGAGCCAAGUACGCUUUAUUCUCCGGCCAUCGAACUGUGCGAGACUUCGUCGAGGCACCCAGUCAGCUACUGGAAUACUGGUGCUGGGUACCCGAGUGUUUGCAACAGCUCAGUUGCCAUUAUACCUACCUUCCCGGGUAUAAGAGCACUGUGAUGGAUGCCAACCGGCCACCCAGAGAGAUCCCCGAGGCCCUAGUCAAAAGACUUGCUGCCGUGAAGCAAGUCAAUCAGGGUAUCUUGACCCUGAGACAAGUCGCCUUCAGUGCAUUCGAUAUGGAUGUACAUGGCGAGCACGGCCGAGAAAUCUCGGAAGGCAAUGGCAUAUCCGAGCGAUACAACUCGAUACUACAGAAUAUGACCCUCCUCCGAGGCCCUAAGGAAGUGAACUGGGGCCAUGGAUAUGCCACGACCCAGCAUUACAUGUGGGGCCAAGAGGCCAACUACUUCUCGUACCUCUACACCCGGACCUUGGCAGCGGACAUUUGGACCUCCAACUUUCGUGACGAUCCCAUGAGUGCGGAAGCUGGACUUCGCUAUCGACGAAUAGUUCUCGCCAACGGUGGUAGUAGAGAUGAGUUGGACAUGCUCAGGGAGUUCCUGGGACGAUCUCCGUCGCCGGAAGCAUAUCUCAGGGAUCUAGGGGUCAGGGAAGCAUAG
Molecule: messenger RNA, 2052 nt
Organism: Aspergillus niger
Lineage: Eukaryota; Fungi; Ascomycota; Eurotiomycetes; Eurotiales; Aspergillaceae
Exons: 4
Coding region: 1-2052 (683 amino acids)
Biological process (GO): proteolysis; peptide metabolic process
Cellular component (GO): mitochondrial intermembrane space
Molecular function (GO): metalloendopeptidase activity
Source: RefSeq, a predicted model, not a curated record